UUUAUAUUCCUGGAGCAUUACAGGUUCUGCAAUAUCCCUUCGUGCACAGAAUUAGUACGAUAGGGCGAACUCAGUCUGCAUCAGAAAUAUUUCAAGUGUUUUACAAUAUAUGUGUAAUGCGCGCAACUUCCGGUCAAUUAAUAAUUUAACUAAAAGUAGUUUUGUUAUAUCUCUAGAUCCCACCUGUCGCAGUUACUUCUACCGUUGAUUUUUGAAAUGUUUGAACUUGCCACGAAAAUGCGUAACUAUCCGACAGUAUUAUUCAUAAUUUUCGAAAUAUUACUGGACAUCGAAAGGGUUUCGGCCCAGUCCUUUCCUGUUUUCUCCCAAAGUUCCUAUAGCUUCACAGUCGGCAACUGCGGUGCCGGUACAUAUGUUGGUCAAGUUUCCGCCAGCGGCGCCACUUCUUACUCGACCGAUAAUUCAUUCGUGAUCAGCAUCAACCCUUCCUCCGGCGCCUUAUCCCUCGGCGCCACCAUCGCCUCCACGACGACCUUUAAUGUUAUCGCGCGUAACCAGUACGGCUCCACGCAAGCGUCGGUGACCGUGUAUGCCAACUGCGGUGGCAGCGUCGGUAAUACGAACAUCGUAGCCGCCGCCCCGGCGGUCAGCUCGGCCACUCUGGUCAGUCCGGUGGUGGCCGUGAACAACGCGUAUACAUACGGUUUCCAACCCGGCGCCGUUGCCGUGGACUACAACAACCCGGUGGUCGUGGCCACUGAUAAUUUCUUUCCCUAUUAUAACACCGGCUACGGUGGAUGGAAUGCGAAUAUUUAUCGUAACGGGAACGGACGAUGCAUCGGUAACUCGUGUUACUACGGCGGUCCAGGCGGUAACUGGGGAUCGGCAUGGGCGGGCGGGUAUGGGUUGCGGGAUGUGUAUGUCAAUGGGGGUUACGGCGGGAUCUACAACUAUGGCGGAUAUGGUCUCACCGUGCAGUGCUUCAAUGGUUAUUGCUAUAACAAUGCUGGUCGAUGAGGGACCGCUGUAUAGGUAUUAAUUUUGGUCAAUUAUAACUAUUUACUAUAAUAUUUAGUCAAUAUAUUGUGUAACAAAUUAUAUUUCUUGAGAAGUUGAGAGAACACUGUAUUUGCAGUACUUCUUGCAACUAUGACAUGUUGUGCAAAUGCUCGAUGUCUGUAAAGGUAUCCGACCGCGUGUAACAAAAUAUCAAUUUAUAUCCGUACAUGC
Messenger RNA from Paramacrobiotus metropolitanus, 1191 nucleotides. RefSeq lists its product as uncharacterized. Bases 217 to 978 code for a protein of 253 amino acids. NCBI's taxonomy places the organism in Eukaryota, Metazoa, Tardigrada, Eutardigrada, Parachela, Macrobiotidae. Gene Ontology annotation, cellular component: membrane. Gene Ontology annotation, molecular function: calcium ion binding. The transcript has 2 exons. The record is from RefSeq and is a predicted model, not a curated record.